AUGUCUAAAGUUAGACAACAGCCGAAGUGCUGCAGGUGCCGCAACCACGGGACCAUCGUCCUGCAGAAAGGCCACGCCAGCGUCUGUCCUUUCCGCCUGUGUGUGUGCUGGAAGUGCCGCCUGAUCUCCGAGAGGAGUCGGAUCAACACCCUGCAGAGAAAUCUGAGGAAAGCCCAAAACACCGGCAAGAAGAAUCCACGCCGCAGAGCAGGAGUCCCCGUGAAGAAAUCCACGGACAGAGGUGCGUCUCAGUCGGCCACAUCUGGACACCAGUGCCCUCCACCGGCAGGAGCUCCUGAUGGGACCGCCGACGGGAAUCCCCUGGACCUCCGAACCAGACCGACCGGGAGAGGAGAGAGUGCGGCCGGGACGAAGGUUGAGGGAGGACCGUGCUCCUCAGCGAGUGAGUUUAUGAUCACUUCUCUGUGACAAGGACACAGAGGAGGAUGAACCGAAAUAUUACCGACCUCGAUAAAUAUCGAUCAUGUUUUAUUUCACCUGUAAUAAUUGAUCCUGACCCAGCAGACCACGUGAAGAGAACCGUUUUUCUAAACUACUUCAGCUGACAAGAGAAAAUACUUUUGUUUAUAAAAGUCAAAGUUGGAGUGAAAUGUUGUUUUAAUAUAUAUAUAUAUGUAACAUGGCAUAUUGUUAAUAUUAGACAGACAGACAGAGAGAUAGAUAGAUAGAUAGAUAGAUAGAUAGAUAGAUAGAUAGAUAGAUAGAUACUUUAUUAAUCCCAGAGAGAACUGAAAAAAGAAAACACUACAUUUGAUAUGAAACUAUGGUGACUUGAUAAAAUUAUAUUGUUUAACAGAAUAAAUUCAUGAAAAUACAAGCUCCUGUGCUGAAAGAAACACUAAUGUUUUAGUUCAUCAAAUGUAAGAAUGAACUUUUUCUUUGUAUAUAAUCCAAAUUUUGAUGGACUAAAAAAAUCAACAGAAUUUUUGACUUUUCAAUGAUUUUUUUCCUUCUUUUGUUUAUUUGACUUCAUGCCGACAGACGAGUGUUUUCACUCCUUUGUUGUUUCCAUGAAAAGUGUCUUUAGGUCACAGCAACAACCGUUCAUUUCUUCUCUGUCCUCUAACUCUCAUUAUCCCUGCGCUCCUCUGCUGUGGAGUUAUCAUCAUUACUAUUAUUGUUGUUCGUAGUCACAGUAACAUGAUGUUAAUGUUAAAUUUAUGUCCCACCUUUCCUCCUAGACGCCCCGUCCUGGACAGCCCCUCUUCCUGUUAACCAUGUCCCGUUUCAGACAGCAGGUCAGCCACUUGAGCUCGGACACAAUUUAAUGCUGUAUCCAACCUUCCUGCUCUCCAUGCCGUGGUGUCCACCAUAUAAUGAAGGCCACUGUGGACCCCUGAUGAUUCCCCAUUUUCAGCCAAGUGCAAUGCAUCCCCCACCUCCUGCAGCUCCUGCAGCUCCUGCAGCUCCUGCACCUCCUGCUGUAAGUAAUUGUUCUCUUCACACUUUGGCUGUAUAAAGAAAUCCAUUUUCUUAUUGGAAUGAAAGCUUUGAUUGGAUUUUGGCUUUUAGACCUGAUGUCUCUCAUUUGUCUGAUGUGUCAGGAUGGCAGACUGUCUCCUCCUCCUCCUCCUGAGUCCUGUCAGACCUUCCAGGAAGAGGAACCUUAAAAAUCUUUCAUCACCUGUUUAUAUCACGUUGUUCUGUCGUUCUGUUCAGACUAGUUUGUUUUUGUUAAUUCAUUGUUCGAGUGAAUUUAUGCAGACUGAAAAUGUUGACAUUAUUUUUCUGCUGUUUGUUGAUACAGAAAAUUAAAGUUUGUU
Molecule: messenger RNA, 1784 nt
Organism: Xyrichtys novacula (pearly razorfish)
Lineage: Eukaryota; Metazoa; Chordata; Actinopteri; Labriformes; Labridae
Source: the annotation of a GenBank genome assembly